Dendrobium catenatum is the source of this 3509-nucleotide messenger RNA. RefSeq names its product probable UDP-N-acetylglucosamine--peptide N-acetylglucosaminyltransferase SEC. Gene Ontology annotation, biological process: protein O-linked glycosylation. Bases 196 to 3222 code for a protein of 1008 amino acids. The transcript has 28 exons. Gene Ontology annotation, molecular function: protein binding; protein N-acetylglucosaminyltransferase activity. The record is from RefSeq and is a predicted model, not a curated record. NCBI's taxonomy places the organism in Eukaryota, Viridiplantae, Streptophyta, Magnoliopsida, Asparagales, Orchidaceae.
CACUCUUCCUUCAUGAUGCCUUUAAGAGCUCUGAGGGCAGACUAGAUCGAAGACGAUGAAGAUCAGCAGAGAGAAACCUUAGAGUCCCUUCCGUCACAACCUACGGCGUCGCGUCCGCCCCUUUUGAGAUAGCAUAGGGGUUCUGGCGUGCUGUGUUUGGCCUAUCUACGGUGAUCCCCCUCUUCAUUCGCUGGGAUGAUGUUGUCACUGCAGACCGACACGCGGCAGCAGCCAUCGGCGCCGGCGUUGUCGUUGGGGAAGGUGCAACAGGUUAUUGGAUCAAGCGCUGGCGCCUCCGGGUCUGCUAGCCUAGGGUUUACCCGUAGCAUGUUUGGUAGCGGAGGCGAUCGACUGGAGGAUCCCGUGCUUACCCUUCAGCCGAUUGAUGUCUACAACGAUAUCAAACCUUUGCAACUCGUCAAUCAGCUGGAUGGUGUGGUCGAUGAUGACAUGCACCAAGCGCUUGCCCAUCAGAAUUAUAAAGCCGGGAAAUUUAAGCAGGCGCUAGAGCACUGCAGCGUGAUCUACGGGAAGUAUCCACAACGCACGGACAUUCUUCUGCUGCUUGGUGCUAUAUAUUAUCAGUUGCAUGACUAUGACAUGUGCAUUGCAAGGAAUGAGGAAGCUCUUGCUAUUGACCCACAUUUUCCUGAAUGCUACGGCAACAUGGCUAAUGCUUGGAAGGAAAAAGGCAAUAUUGAUCUUGCCAUACAUUAUUACCAGGUGGCUCUUGAGCUACGGCCAAACUUUGCUGAUGCUUGGUCAAAUUUAGCAAGUGCAUAUAUUCGGAAGGGGAGGCUUCAUGAGGCAGCUCAGUGUUGUCGCCAAGCUCUUUCAUUGAAUCCUCGCUUGGUUGAUGCUCAUUGCAACCUUGGGAAUCUCAUGAAAGCACAAGGGUUGAUUCAAGAGGCAUAUAAUUGCUAUCUAGAGGCAUUGCGUAUCCAGCCUACUUUUGCUGUUGCUUGGUCCAAUCUUGCUGGUCUUUUUAUGGAUGCGGGAGAUCUUCACAGAGCCCUUUUAUACUAUAAGGAAGCAAUCAAACUGAAACCAGCACUUGGCGAUGCCUACCUUAAUCAAGGAAAUAUUUACAAGGCUUUGGGAAUGCCACAGGAGGCUAUCAUGUGCUAUCAACGGGCACUACAAUCACGUCCAAACUAUGCAAUGGCCUAUGGAAACCUUGCUAGCACAUAUUAUGAACAAGGCCAGCUGGAUUUGGCAAUUCUUCAUUACAAACAAGCCAUUGCUUCUGAUUCAGGAUUUGUGGAAGCAUAUAAUAAUUUGGGAAAUGCUUUAAAAGAUGUUGGCAGAGUGGAUGAUGCUAUGAAUUGCUAUAGGUCUUGCCUUGCUUUGCAACCUAACCACCCACAGGCCCUUACCAACCUUGGAAACAUAUAUAUGGAAUGUAAUAUGCUAAAUGCUGCUGCCACUUUUUACAAAGCAACUUUAUCUGUGACGACGGGAUUAUCCGCCCCAUUCAGCAAUCUUGCCGUAAUUUACAAACAACAGGGAAACUAUACUGAUGCUAUAGCAUGUUACAAUGAGGUUCUUCGUAUAGAUCCUUUGGCAGCUGAUGGCCUUGUCAAUAGAGGAAAUACAUUUAAGGAGAUUGGACGGGUCAGUGAAGCGAUUCAAGAUUAUGCACGAGCUGUUUCUAUCAGGCCAAAUAUGGCUGAAGCUCAUGCAAACUUGGCUUCUGCAUACAAGGAUAGCGGACAUGUGGAUCUUGCCAUAACUUGCUACAGGCAAGCAUUACUUCUCCGUCCUGAUUUUCCUGAGGCCACUUGCAAUCUGUUACACACCUUACAGUGCGUCUGUGAUUGGGUGGAUCGGGAUGACAAGUUUACUGAAGUGGAGGGAAUUAUUAAAAGACAGAUCAAGAUGGGCCUUCUUCCAAGCGUCCAACCAUUUCAUGCUAUUGCUUAUCCUAUUGACCCUACUCUUGCAUUAGAAAUAAGCCAAAAGUAUGCGGCACAAUGCUUAUUGAUUGCUUCGCGUUAUGGACUUCCACCAUUUACUCAUCCUGCACCUGUACCUGUGAAGGCUAAAGGGGGAGCUGGCCGUCUCAGGGUGGGAUAUGUCAGCAGUGACUUUGGUAACCAUCCUUUGUCCCAUCUGAUGGGUUCUGUGUUUGGAAUGCAUAAUCGGGAGAACGUUGAGGUCUUCUGCUAUGCCUUGAGUCAAAAUGAUGGCACUGAAUGGAGACAACGGAUCAUGGCUGAAGCUGAACAUUUUAUUGAUGUUUCUUCCAUGACUUCUGACGUGAUUGCCAGAGUGAUCAAUGAAGAUAAGAUUCAGAUUCUAAUUAACCUUAAUGGAUAUACCAAGGGUGCAAGGAAUGAAAUUUUUGCCAUGCAACCAGCACCUAUACAGGUUUCAUACAUGGGAUUCCCUGGAACGACUGGUGCACCUUACAUUGACUACUUGGUUGCUGAUGAGUUUGUUUCUCCUACAUGGUUUUCACAUAUAUACUCUGAGAAGCUUGUUCAUCUUCCUCAUUGCUACUUUGUUAAUGAUUAUAAACAGAAAAAUCGGGAUGUUCUUGAACUCGUGUGCCGCCACAAACGGUCAGAUUAUGGUUUACCUGAAGAUAAAUUUCUUUUUGCAUGCUUUAAUCAACUAUACAAGAUGGACCCUGAAAUAUUCAAUACAUGGUGUAACAUUUUGAAACGUGUUCCUGAUAGUGCAUUGUGGUUGCUUAGAUUUCCAGCAGCUGGCGAGAAGAGAUUACUUGAGUAUGCUGCGAAACAAGGGGUAGCAAAAGAUCAGAUCAUAUUCACAGAUGUUGCCAUGAAAAAUGAACACAUCAGGCGAAGUGCAUUGGCUGACCUCUUUCUUGACACGCCUCUGUGCAAUGCUCAUACUACUGGCACUGAUGUGCUUUGGGCUGGCCUUCCUAUGGUGACUCUUCCUCUGGAGAAGAUGGCCACUAGAGUUGCUGCUUCAUUGUGUCUUGCCACUGGUGUUGGAGAGGAGAUGAUAGUUAGCAGCAUGAAAGAGUAUGAAGAGAAGGCUGUGUACUUAGCUUUGAACCCACCAAAGCUCCAAGCACUCAGAAAUAAACUAAAGGCUGCAAGGUUUACUUGCCCUUUAUUUGACACGGCAAGAUGGGUGAGGAACUUAGAGAGAUCCUACUUCAGAAUGUGGAAUUUGCAUUGCUCUGGAAAUGAACCACAAAACUUCAAGGUGAUAGAAGAUGAUAGUGAAUUCCCUUAUGACCGUUAGGGUUAGGGGUAGGUUUUGUAAAUAGAUGAAAGAGCUUUUAACAAUGAAAAAAAAAAAGUGAAGAGUUUUCAAAUUAUAUUGGUUUUCCAGAUGAUGCAUUGGGAUGUAUUUAUAGAAUUUAUUCCCCGGUGUGGAGGGAAGCCAAGAGCUUAAUUUAGAGAUGGUUAAGUUUUCUGAAAUAACCUGAAUUGGUUUGUGGGUUUUAAGAUAAUAUUGUAGUGUUCCAUUUGUUCCAUUUGUGGGGUUUCACUCAACUGGCAGAGAAUUAUAGGAGAGGUUUUUUGGAA